GGAGGGACUUGUCUGCACGCUUAGGGAGCUAUGUUUACUUCCGCCCCGCGUUCUCUGGGAAAGGUCGUGCGCGUGCGAUUUAAUAAAUGAGACUGAUAGCUAAGGCCCUGGCCUCGGCCCUGUCCCGGGUUCCUGCAGGCAGACAGUGAGGAAGAUAGCGACGUGGAGGCUAAGAUGUGGGGGUCAGUGACCAGCCUUCCCGCACGACUGUCGAUUACUAUCGUGGCGGGCUGCCCGCGUCUCCGCUGGGAAACGGUUCCGGUGUGCUCGGCGCGGCCUCACCGGCGCCUGUCCCAGUUGUGCCUAGAACGUCAGCCCUUUCCUGUACUGGACAAGUCGGAGGCAUCGCUACGGAGUAGCAAGUGGCCGAGGCUUUUCCCGAGCAGCGCGGUGGUGGCGGACACAGUGGCUCAUCUCCUGCAGGCAGGACCUCCUGGAUCUGGCGCACGGGUCUUAGAGUGCAAUCCUGGGCCUGGAAUGAUUACCAGUGCAUUGCUCAAUGCUGGUUUACAGGUGAUUGCACUUGAAAGAGACCGAACUUUUCUUCCAUAUUUAGAGUCCCUAAAAAACCAUCUUAAUGGACAACUAGAAGUAAUCUACUGUGACUUCUUCAGUCGAGAUCCCAGUAAUAAUAGAGCAACAACACCACCUCCUUUGUUUACAGAAACACUUUUCAAGAAUUUUGGAAUAAGAGAAAUUCCAUGGGAAGCAGAUGUUCCUGUAAAGAUAGUUGGAUUUUUCCCAGCUAAAAAUGAAAGAAGUGCACUUUGGAAAUUUUUAUAUGACCUCUACUCUUGUAGUUCCAUAUAUGACUAUGGACGAAUAGAAUUGAAUAUGUUUAUUAGUGAAAAAGAAUACAAGAAAAUCAUUUCGAAGCCUGAUGAAAAAUUUUAUCAACCCCUAAGUGUACUCUGUCAAACAGCUUAUGAGAUAAAGCUUCUACAUAUGGAGCCUUUAUCAUCAUUUGUAACCUUCAAAAGUGGAAAAUUCCAGUCAUUCAAGUGCAAGGAAUCAAAAAAUAAGCACCUGAACUUUAUUCGAUUGACUCCUCGAAGAAAUUUAUUUACAGAUAAUUUGACACCUAUGAAUUCAUGUAAUUUUAUGUACCUGGUUAAACAGUGUUUUACCAAGCGCAAAUAUAAAUUAAUUGAUUUAUUUAACUCAUGGUCUAUAUGUAAUAAAGGGGAUUUGCUUCAACAACUAAACAGGAAUAAACAUGAUCCGGUAGGCAGUUUGGAGCCAGAAGAAUUUAAAUAUCUUUUUGAAGUUUUGGAAAGUUCUGAAACAUUUACCCAAAAAUGGCUAUUUGAUCAUUUCCUGCAAAACACAGUUCUAGAAAGCAGCUAAGUCACAAAGAUUUUAUUAACUGGAUGGAGCAGUUCCUUUGAGAAUUAUGUUAUAAAUUAAAAAGAAUAGGUUUUAAAAGUUUGCCUCUUUUCAAAUGAGAAUAAAUGGUUUUGUUUUACACAAUUGAAGGAUGAUGUCUGAAAGUUCACACUGAUUUUUUUUAAUAGUUGUUACUGUUAAAUGGAUAAAAUGUAUAAGCAAAACCUUCAUUUGACUGUUAAUUGGAAGAACUGAAAAAAAAUCAAGGUUUUUGGAGAAUAUGUGCAAAAUUCUUUCACUGCUAUCUAAUUGGUUGGUAAAUUACUAUCAAAUGGAAAUUAAUUUAGUAAAUUCCAGCCUUGUUAAAACAUCUUAAAUUGAAUUCAUUUAAGUAUUAAUGCUUUCACAUGGGCUUAUUUUUGGUUACAUUUCAUCAAUCUUAGAAAGUUAAUUAGAUUGAUCCAGUUAUUUGCAAAUUUUACUUUGUAAGCCUUUGAAGUUAUGCUUGCAAGUGCUGCAAAGUAAAAUGUAAUUUUAAAAUGUCUUAUUUAAGUUUUUUAUUGGAAUUUUUUUAUUAAUAGGUUUUGUGAUAUUUUUCCAAAGCCUACAUUUUUUAUCUAAAUACUUGAGUAACACAUAAAAUAGAAAUUUGUUUAAGUGGGGUUGCAUUGUGUAUGUAUUUUAAUAAAGAAAUGUAUAUUAUGAA
Molecule: messenger RNA, 2032 nt
Organism: Monodelphis domestica (gray short-tailed opossum)
Lineage: Eukaryota; Metazoa; Chordata; Mammalia; Didelphimorphia; Didelphidae
Gene: TFB2M
Product: transcription factor B2, mitochondrial
Biological process (GO): rRNA methylation; transcription initiation at mitochondrial promoter
Cellular component (GO): mitochondrial matrix
Molecular function (GO): mitochondrial transcription factor activity; rRNA (adenine-N6,N6-)-dimethyltransferase activity
Source: RefSeq, a predicted model, not a curated record